This is a messenger RNA of Cucurbita pepo subsp. pepo (vegetable marrow), 1128 nucleotides long. RefSeq lists its product as uncharacterized. Gene Ontology annotation, cellular component: cytosol; mitochondrion. The record is from RefSeq and is a predicted model, not a curated record. Gene Ontology annotation, molecular function: peptidyl-tRNA hydrolase activity. Lineage: Eukaryota; Viridiplantae; Streptophyta; Magnoliopsida; Cucurbitales; Cucurbitaceae.
GAUCCGAAAAAUACAUUGUUCUUGGCUGAGUAAUUCGCGCAGGAGCUCCAGAGAGAAUCCAUACUUCGCCUCCUUGAUGAAAGCUUCAGUCGUGGUGGGCUUGUUCUCGAGUCUGAUCUAAGAUUCUGGGUGCCGAUCGUCAUCUAAAUGCAACAUAAGCAUAAUCGUCAUUCAACGCCUGGAUUUCAAUUGCUUGAAUUAGAAUUUGGUAUCUGGUCCAGCAAUAGCCUUGCUGGACUUCAAUAUUAGAGGAGUGCAUUUUAUAGACUAGGAUUGGAUGGAUCUGACAUGGCUGAGUGCCAUUGUAGUUGGGGCCAGCUGCCUUGUUUUGGGAUACUGUAUUGGUUCGAAGUAUCCUCCUCGCAUCUUUAUCAAAGCUAGAUUAGCCAAAAUCAACCAAUCCAGCAGAAAUGGGAAGAAGGAUAAGCCUAAAGAGCCAUUGGAGGUCGAAAAUUUGGCUGACAUUCUCGAUGACUUCAAGAUGGUUUUAGUUGUGAGAAAUGAUUUGAAAAUGGGAAAAGGAAAAAUUGCUGCUCAAUGCAGUCAUGCAACUUUGGGUCUCUAUAAGAAGCUCCAUUAUCGUGCACCAAAAGCGUUGAAUAGGUGGGAAAUGUGUGGACAACCCAAGGUGGUACUGAAGAUAGAAAGUGAGGAAGACAUGCUAGUCUUGCAAGAGAGGGCAAAAUCAUUGAAGCUACCAACCCAUAUUACCAUUGAUGCCGGAAAAACUCAGAUUGCUCCAAAUUCAAGAACGGUGAUGGCAAUUCUUGGUCCUGUUGAAGUGGUUGAUGAUGUAACUGGUGGGUUAAAACUUUUGUAGUUUUUAAAUUCUUGCCUGUUAUCAUCUCAAACCACUUGAAAGACUUCAAUUCUCAGAAGGCUCUGCAAAAUCCACCAUGCUUGGACAUACUACACGGUAUAAAACUGAUAUAUUCAUAGCUGAGCUAUCAUGAAACUGAAUACUAUUUCCCAUUUCCGACAACCACGACGAUAGUAACGAUCUAAGUUAAACUAUUUAUAUGGAAUCGAGUCUGAAUCUAUAGAGCAGAACAGUUAGGAAGUUCUUGGAUUACCUUGUUUUAGAACACUAAAUUGGGUUCAAACCUGUUUGAAGUUUUUGAUUUCACA